Messenger RNA from Saccostrea cuccullata (small rock oyster), 828 nucleotides. RefSeq lists its product as uncharacterized. The coding region runs from base 1 to 828 and encodes 275 amino acids. NCBI's taxonomy places the organism in Eukaryota, Metazoa, Mollusca, Bivalvia, Ostreida, Ostreidae. The record is from RefSeq and is a predicted model, not a curated record. The transcript has 7 exons.
AUGGGAAGAGGAAAGGAAAAAUACACCUGCUUACAUUUCUUAGUUGUACUCAUUCGGAUCUUUAAUACCGUUUUAAGCUGUCCUGUAUCGGUACCGACUAUAUCGUACGUAUCUUAUUGUCCGAAAAGUCAAGAAGAGUGGGAAAAUGCCGCUGAAAGGAAGAAUUGUGAGAGCAUUGCUGUAAUUCAGAACUGCACUGAUCGGAGUAGAUUUCAAUAUCAUUGUUUGAUGAAUCACUGGAAAAACGCAACAUUAGAAGUUUGUACACCUAUUUUCUACUUACAAGGAUAUUGUGCAGAAUACAACAUACAAAUGAAACAAGUGGCAGAAAUUUACGACGAAGGAUUCGAAUGUCUGAAGUUUAAUGGAACACACAAAUGUCCACGAAGAUAUCCGUCCAACGAGGCCUAUAAAUAUCAACGAUGCUAUAGAUACAAUAAUAUAUCUAUGAGUACCGAGAAAUUAAGUUUAAAAAACAAAGACAACAGUUGGAUAGCUCUUGUGUUUAUUGUCAUCGUAUCACUCCUAUUUGGAAUCCUUGCCUUCGUGCUUGUGAUGAUGAGAAAGGGAAAAUGUCAUAAACUCAACAAAGAUGACACUGAAGAAGGACAAAACCUCCUACAUGUACAGCGGUCGGAAAUGCCAAAGGAAAACAUUUCAGAGGCUGACAAUUUUUCUCCUGGGUGUCAACAGCCUAACCUCCAACAUGUACAGCGGUCGGAAAUGCCAAAGGAAAACAUUUCAGAGGCUCACAAUUUUUCUCCUGGGUGUCAACAGCCUAAUGUGGAAUCGGAACAGAAUAGAUUUGUUGUCCACCCUCUGAUCUGA